AUGGGUUCAAGAAAUAAAAUGCUAUUUUAUGGAAACACACAAAUGGCACAGAAAAGAUACGCGAGUAAUUUUUUAUCAUUGUGUAAAGAAAAAAGUUAUGAUUAUGAGAAUUAUCAGAGCUGUAUAUCAUACAUUAUAUCAUUCCUACCAUUAUUAUUAAUUUGUGUAAUUCAUCUUUUAAUUAAUGUAAAUGGUUAUUAUAUUGGAAAUUUAUUUUUAAUGAUAUCCUAUUUGUUUUCCUUUUUUUUUUUUAUAUUAUAUUAUUCAAAUUCUUAUAUUGUUUUUGUUCUAUUUGUUUUCUCCUCUUUUUUAAUAUCACUAUGUUUACAUGAGUUUGCGCACGCUCUUGUUGCUUAUAAAUAUGGAGACAUAACAAUGGUAUAUAAAGGUUAUUUAUAUCUGGAUAUUUUGAAUUAUUUUGACAUAUUCCAUACAUUAGUAAUACCUUUAAUAACAUUAUUUGUGACAGGAUUUAGUUUACCAGGAAAUUUAUAUUGGUUGCAAUUACAUUUUAUAAAAAGUACAUAUCAGUUAUCAUUUAUUUUUUUAUCUGGCCCCUUGGCAGAUAUUUUAUAUAUCGUACUAAUUGUGUUUUUUUAUAAUUUAUGUGCUUAUUUUAAAAAUAAAAAAAAUUUAAGUGUUUAUCCACAAUCUAUAUUGUUUAUAUCCUUAGCAACUUCUGCUUCUUUCCUAGUUGAUUCUUUUCUUUUAAAUAUAUGCCCUAUUCUUGGAUUUGAUGGAUGGGGAAUCGUUGAGCCAUAUCUGCCUUACUGCAUAAGGAACUUAAUCAACGAAGAGAUUGUAUACACCUAUUUGUCUUAUAUAUGCCCCCUCCUUGUUUUCAUAUAUUUUAAUUUUAUUGAAACAAAGUAUCUUUUUUUUACAAACAUUGUUAACUUUAUAUUAGAAAGGAUUUUGGGAAUUGAAAUAUCACAUGUAACAAGUGGAGUUAACUCUUUCCCAACAUUGUAUGAUUACCUUAGAAAACUAUAG
Plasmodium malariae is the source of this 993-nucleotide messenger RNA. RefSeq names its product membrane integral peptidase, M50 family, putative. Gene Ontology annotation, molecular function: metallopeptidase activity. The transcript has 2 exons. NCBI's taxonomy places the organism in Eukaryota, Apicomplexa, Aconoidasida, Haemosporida, Plasmodiidae. Bases 1 to 993 code for a protein of 330 amino acids. The record is from RefSeq and is a predicted model, not a curated record.